Messenger RNA from Mus musculus (house mouse), 656 nucleotides. Its product is annotated as predicted gene, 38574. NCBI's taxonomy places the organism in Eukaryota, Metazoa, Chordata, Mammalia, Rodentia, Muridae. The transcript has a single exon. The coding region runs from base 50 to 589 and encodes 179 amino acids. The record is from RefSeq and is a predicted model, not a curated record.
GGAUGGGCACUGGGCGACUCUGUGCCUCGCGGAGGAAAAUCAACUAAACAUGGGCAAAGAAGAUCCUAAGAAGCCGAGAGGCAAAAUGUCCUCAUAUGCAUUCUUUGUGCAAACUUGCCGGGAGGAGCACAAGAAGAAGCACCCGGAUGCUUCUGUCAACUUCUCCGAGUUCUCCAAGAAGUGCUCAGAGAGGUGGAAGACCAUGUCUGCUAAAGAAAAGGGGAAAUGUGAAGAUCUGGCAAAGGCUGACAAGGCUCGUUAUGUAAGAGAAAUGAAAACCUACAUCCCCCUCCCCAAAGGGGAGACCAAAAAGAAGUUCAAGGACCCCAAUGCACCCGAGAGGCCUCCUUCGGCCUUCUUCUUGUUCUGUUCUGAGUACCGCCCCAAAAUCAAAGGCGAGCAUCCUGGCUUAUCCAUUGGUGAUGUUGCAAAGAAACUAGGAGAGAUGUGGACCAACACUGCAGCAGAUGACAAGCAGCCCUAUGAGAAGAAAGCUGCCAAGCUGAAGGAGAAGUACGAGAAGGAUAUUGCUGCCUACAGAGCUAAAGGAAAAUCUGAUACAGCGAAAAAAGGGGGUGGUCAAAGCUGAAAAGAGCAAGAAAAAGAAGGAAGAGGAAGAUGAUGGGAAGGAUGAAGAGGAUGAGGAAGAGGAGGAA